AUGUUUUCCAAUGGAUUUUCUGCUGGCCUGAAGAAGGGCCAGGUUGAUUUGUCCAUCUUCGACCUGGGCGGGACAGAGUUUCAGGGACAUUUGGAGGCACUACUUCCCGAGUCCCAUGGUGUCAUUUUCGUGGUGGACUCCAGCGAUGUCCAACGGAUGCAGGAAACCAGGAAAGUCCUGGCCAAAGUCCUUGGGCACCCUCGUGUCGCUGGGAAGCCAGUUCUUCUUCUGGCAAACAAACAGGAUGUGAAUGGGGCCCUGUGCGAGGAUGACAUCAUUGACUGUCUGUCGCUGGAGGAAACCGUUACCCUGAACAAAUGCUACUGUCAAAUCGUACCGUGCUCGGCUGUGAAAAAGGUCGGGAAGAAAGCCAUCAAGAGCGGGCUGGACUGGCUUUUGAAAACCGUGGCCAGAGAUUACGAUGUCAUCAGUGAGCGUGUGCAGAAGGACACGGAGGAGCAGAGGGAGAAGGAGGCUGUGGAGAUGAGAGAGCGGGUCGAGAGGGUGCGUCUGAUUCGGGAGGAGAGGGAAAACAGGGAACGGGAGGAGGCUGAACAAGAGGGAAGGACAACAGAGACAGAAGAUGAGGGCAACAUGGCUAACCUAUUCAAGCCAACAGGAGACAUCAACUCCGAGAUGGGGGACAAGCAGAAAACAAACAGUGAGCUGCAGAUCACAAAGACUGACGCAGACAGCUGUCCAGAAAAGAAGUGGAAGUUUUGGCAGUGGAAGAAGAACAGGGUGGGGCCUCUGUCGUCAGUCUCAGCUAAAACACCUCGCCGCCUCAUGUCUGGUUUUAAACUGUUCAGGCGCAAUGCUGUGGCCCCCUUUAAGAGCAGAAUUGAGUGACAUUGAAAUUAUCUUCUGCUCAGCCUUUUCGAUUUGAGCCAGAGCAGGACAUUACUCAGCAGGGCAGCACCGACAACAGCCCUCAUUAAAUGAAUCUAAAUGAUGAAGAUCGCAGG
Molecule: messenger RNA, 965 nt
Organism: Anguilla rostrata (American eel)
Lineage: Eukaryota; Metazoa; Chordata; Actinopteri; Anguilliformes; Anguillidae
Product: ADP-ribosylation factor-like protein 13B
Exons: 6
Coding region: 1-849 (282 amino acids)
Biological process (GO): receptor localization to non-motile cilium; non-motile cilium assembly
Cellular component (GO): ciliary membrane; motile cilium; non-motile cilium
Molecular function (GO): GTP binding; GTPase activity
Source: RefSeq, a predicted model, not a curated record